This is a messenger RNA of Paraglomus brasilianum, 405 nucleotides long. NCBI's taxonomy places the organism in Eukaryota, Fungi, Glomeromycota, Glomeromycetes, Paraglomerales, Paraglomeraceae. The record is from the annotation of a GenBank genome assembly.
AUGAACUUCCAGCCAGGCCAAUAUGACUUGAAUGCAACAAGGAUAGACGGAGUCGGAGACUGCCGUUGCCUUCAUCCGUCAAGUCGCGCAAAAGCCCCCGAGUACGAUGAGGAUCCCAAAAUGGAUACCUCACAAGCGACGGCUUUCUUUGACGGUAUAACGAUAUACUCCGUAAGGAAGAACGUCGGGAGGAAGGAACUGGUUAUUCUGGCCGUUCACGAUAAUGAACUUCAGCCAGGUCAAUAUGACUUGAAUGCAAACAAGGUGAAGCGUUGGCCCACUAGUUGGCCCAUAAACAUUGAAAAGCCAACCAUGCUUUACUCUUGCAUAUUAGUUAAUAUGCAAGUUGUUUGCAUGCAAGGUGAAAGCGUUGGCCCACAAACAACUUCCAUGUUUAUUAGUUAA